AUGGGGACUACAGAGGCCACACUCCGGAUGGAAAAUGUGGACGUGCGGGAGGAAUGGCAGGAUGAGGAUCUCCCCAGGCCGCUCCCAGAGGAGACGGGGAUGGAGCUGCUGGGAAGCCCUGGGGAAGAUGUGUCCUCCCCACCCAGUGCACUGAACUUCGGGGGAGCUCAUCGCAAGAGGAAGACGCUGGUGGCCCCCGAGAUCAACAUCUCCCUGGACCAGAGCGAAGGCUCUCUGCUGUCCGAUGACUUCCUGGACACCCCCGAUGACCUGGACAUCAAUGUGGAUGACAUCGAAACCCCGGAUGAGACCGACUCACUGGAGUUCCUGGGAAAUGGGAACGACCUGGAGUGGGAAGAUGACACCCCUGUGGCCACCGCCAAGAACAUGCCCGGGGACAGCGCAGAUCUGUUUGGGGACAGCACGGCGGAGGACGGCAGUGCCGCCAAUGGGCGGCUGUGGCGGACCGUGAUCCUCGGGGAACAGGAGCACCGCAUUGACCUGCACAUGAUCCGGCCGUACAUGAAGGUGGUCACCCACGGAGGGUACUACGGGGAGGGCCUCAACGCCAUCAUUGUCUUCGCCGCCUGCUUCCUCCCGGACAGCAGCGCCCCAGACUACCACUACAUCAUGGAGAACCUCUUCCUGUACGUGAUCAGCAGCCUGGAGCUGCUGGUGGCCGAGGACUACAUGAUCGUGUAUCUGAAUGGUGCCACCCCCCGGCGGAGGAUGCCGGGCAUCGGCUGGCUGAAGAAGUGUUACCAGAUGAUAGACAGGAGAUUGCGGAAAAAUCUGAAGUCCUUGAUCAUCGUUCACCCCUCCUGGUUCAUCCGGACCGUGCUGGCCAUCUCCCGGCCCUUCAUCAGCGUCAAGUUCAUCAGUAAGAUCCAGUAUGUGCACAGCCUGGAGGAACUGGAGCAGCUCAUCCCCAUGGAGCACGUGCAGAUUCCAGAUUGUGUCCUGCAGUAUGAAGAAGAAAGAAUCCGAGCCAGGAGAGAGAGCUCCAGGCCCCAGCCAGAGUUUGUCCUGCCCAGGUCUGAAGAAAAGCCGGAGGCAGCGCUAGAGGAAGACAGGUCUGCUCCUGCCACAGAGGACCAGGAAACAAGCAUGUCCUGA
Molecule: messenger RNA, 1116 nt
Organism: Octodon degus (degu)
Lineage: Eukaryota; Metazoa; Chordata; Mammalia; Rodentia; Octodontidae
Gene: Atcay
Product: ATCAY, caytaxin
Exons: 12
Coding region: 1-1116 (371 amino acids)
Biological process (GO): apoptotic process
Cellular component (GO): cytoplasm
Source: RefSeq, a predicted model, not a curated record